This is a messenger RNA of Perkinsus marinus ATCC 50983, 744 nucleotides long. RefSeq names its product Riboflavin synthase alpha chain, putative. The record is from RefSeq and is a predicted model, not a curated record. The transcript is spliced from 6 exons. Gene Ontology annotation, biological process: riboflavin biosynthetic process. Lineage: Eukaryota; Perkinsozoa; Perkinsida; Perkinsidae. Gene Ontology annotation, molecular function: riboflavin synthase activity. The coding region runs from base 1 to 744 and encodes 247 amino acids.
AUGGUCUUCAGUGGUAUAGUCGAGGGUGUGGGUGAAGUCGUUGGUGUGAGGCCUAUGGUCAAGAAUAAGCCCUCGCAUGGUAUCAUUGUAGAGAUACGCAGUAGAGUGGCUUGCAGUGAUGCGUAUAUUGGCUGCUCUAUAGCAGUCGAAGGGGUCUGCCUUACCGUCACGGAAAUCAACACCGAUGUUUUCACUGUGGGUAUCAGUCCUGAAACCCUCAUGAAGACUACCCUAGGCGGCCUUACGCCCGGGUCCAAGGUGAAUAUAGAGAGAGCACUUGCAGCUGAUGGAAGGAACUCGGGGCAUGCCGUGCAGGGGCAUGUAGACGGUACUGGUGUGAUUGAGGAGAAGUGGAAGGAUGGGGAGAGUCUUCGAGUGAGAAUACGAGCCUUUCCUGAGGUCUUGCCGUCUUAUAUCGUGUCCAAGGGUUUCAUUGCUAUUGAUGGUGUUUCCUUGACCGUCUGUGAGGUGUCUCCGAAGAACUGCACUUUCACCAUAAUGCUAGUGCCUCACACACAGUCCAUGAUUACCCUCCCCCAUAAGCCUGUUGGAGCUCGAGUCAAUCUUGAGGUCGAUUGCAUGGCGAAAUACGUGACUGCUGCACAAGGGGGAGGCGUCGUCACCGGCAUGCAGCCUCUUAUUGUUGGUACGGCCUUCCUGGCGGCAUUGGUGGGGGGACUAUGUUCGAUUGAGUUCCUCUCUGAAUCGUUGGUGGCGGGGUCUGCCGAGAAGAAUGAACUUUAA